GUCCUGCGCGCCUCUUUAAUUGCGCACCACGCAAUUCGCGAGCGAGCGAUCGGCGGAUCACAGCGGCGGAAUCACGCUGCCCCGAGGCGGACACUUUAGUUUUUCGUCCCCCCCCCCCCCCCCCAACACACACACACACACACGCGCGCGCUAUUUUCAUUCGUCCCGUCAAGGCUGGCGCACAAGGUCCGGCGAUAACGGGGAGGGGAGGGGGGCGCACCUUACACGUCUCAUCAUCCAGCGGCCGGACGCGCCGCGCGCGGACACACACACACACACACACACACACACACGGUCUCCGGGCUUCGCUUGGCAUUCUCGUCGCAUGCAAAAGACCCCCCCCCCCCCCCCUUUUUUUUUUUUUGAUGGUGACAUUUCUCUCGGCGGGGGCACCGGCGACACGUGCGCCUGGAUGGUGUGAAGAGUGACGCGGCGGCUUUGGGGCUUCAUUUCUCUCGGAUACGCCAAGUACCCGACGCGACGGCGCACCUUGUGUAUCGUAGAGAACCAUGAGCACUGUGGAGGAGGAACCGGAUCACAUGAUACCAUGAAGACAAGCCUGCAGGUCCUGCGCUGCCAGCUGCUGAGUGUUCUAGCAUUCCUAGCACUGCCAGUAGGACUGGUGUCAUCAGCACAGGAGCUGUACCUCAGCCAGACAUCCCAGGACUCCGUCUCCAUGGCAGCCGCCCGCAGCAGCCCCCUUUCUGCCCCCGAACCUCCCGCCCUGGACUUGCAUCAGGAAGGCUCCAGUAGCGGGGAAUGGCCAUCCAAAGGAGGCCCUCAGGCCUCAAACAUCAUCCUCCCUACUGUCGCCCUCCACCCUUUGGCCUGGCCUCUCCCGGCCCAAACGUACAGCCUGACUCAUGACGACCCUCCCAUCCACGACACAAGCACUGUGAGCACUGAAAGUCAUGUGAAUCAGCCCCUGGAGCCGAGCUCUGAUAUUGUAAACCAAGGCCACAUGCACAAAUCGGUCAGGGUAACUCAAGUCCAUAACCCAGUGGCUGUCGGCACGAUCCAGGCCAGCAGCAGCGUCCUUAAAUCAGCCAGCACAGCGGUCCCAGAUACAGAUGUGGGAUCUACUGCCAGAGAAGCUCCGGAUCUUCUGUCCAGCUCUGAAUCCGACAGAGGAGAUGCGCUCGCUUCUCACCACGUCGAGCCUCAGAAGUUGAGCGUGGAGGAGUCCGGCGACCGCGGCCGGCAGCGUGUUCCAGAUGUCGGGCGCUCCUCCCUUUCCUCUCCAUCGAUGACUGCUGACCCUACAGCGGGCCUGAAACUCAGGGAGCACGCUCAGGGCGCCUCGGAGCCGGCCGCACACCACGCCAUCACCCUGAGGGAGGUGCAUUCGGUGAACGAGCCCCCCACCGAUGAACUGGUGACAGAGCCGAAGGAAGGGUCUGUGACUCGAGUCGAGAGCCCAACUGAGACGCCAACGUCCACCGCGUCCACCGCGUCCACCGCGUCCACCGCGUCCACUCCGGCGCUAUCCACUGAGCCCGAACUCCAGACACAGAAUCCAACAAUCACCCCAAACAACCACUCUGCACCCAACGAGACCGCCACCGAGGAUGGUCGUGGUCUCCUUCGCGGUAACGGCACGGACAAUGCCCCUCAGGGCCACCGGUUGGGGAACGUGACCGCAUACGGAGGGCUGCUCUCUAACGGCAGCUCAGCCGAGGAGGCCCUCGCUGCGGGGAACAGCUCGGAGCCCCCCUCCACCGCCAGCGGGAACUUCCUGAACAGGCAGGUGCCUGCCACCACCGAGGACCCCUGGACGCCCGGCAACAGCUCAGGCCCCACCGUUGACUCCCCGCUGUCCCGCAUGACCAUCUGCUUGAGCAGAAUGGACAUUGUGUGGAUCGUGCUGGCCAUCAGUGUGCCGGUGUCCUCAUGCUCUGUGCUCUUGACCGUGUGCUGCAUGAGGAGGAAGAAGAAGUCAUCAAGUCAGGAGAACAACCUCAGCUACUGGAACAACGCCAUCACCAUGGACUACUUCAGCCGGCACGCCGUGGAGCUGCCCAGAGAGAUACACAGUCUGGAGAGUGAGGAUCAAGACACCUGUCUCCCCCCGAACGGAGACUACAGCGGCAGCAGCGUGGUCCUGGUUAACCCUUUCUGCCAGGAGACGCUCUUCAUCAACAGAGACAAAGCUUCCGUCUUCUAGAGACGGGAAAAGAGAGACACUGUCGGAUUCUCCUCUUCUACUCCCCCUGCUGUCGUCGUCUAUUUUAUAAAUGUGCUAAGUAUUCAGAGACUUUAUACUGUAUAUGACAAACACAAAGAGGCAACCUGAAAGAGGAGCGAUGUGAACAAGACACUCUUUGAGGAUGCACCUGCAUAUUUUUCUGAUGUACAUUUUCUACAAAAGGCUUAAUUGUGAUAAAAGGUUUUUAUCGUCUUUUUAAAAUACAGAUUAUAGGUGGUUUUGUUUCAUUACAGUGGCUUGAUGAGUGAGCGCACUGUGGAUGUUGACACAUGAAAUUUGCUUUAGAGAGAGAAGCGUACUAUGAAAACAUUAAAGCUGUUCUUUGUCAUUUUAUGUUUCCUUUAAGAUCAAUCCCAAAAUACUUAUAGCCUGUUGAACUUGAAUAUAGCACCUACGUUAUUAGGGGGUGGGGGAGUGUUACUGUAUGUGAGAUCCGGGCCCAUAUCUAUCAAACUGAGAAACACAUUUAAGAAUGAUUUACAAAGCAAUCUUAGGAGUAAAAAAGUUAUUCUAGAAGCCAAGAAUAAGACCGAUUAAUUAAGCAACUGACAUCAAAGUGUGGGAGUAACUUUUAAGAUCAGCUCUCAGGUGAUCACAUGAUUAAUCAUGACAGCUGGAAACUAUUCAUCUGCUCCCUUUUUCAUUCUUUUCACUCCUUUUUUUAUUUUUUAUCCUUAGUUCACUUUUAUUGAAAUUAACAACUACAUAUAUUUAUGGUAUGGAAGUAAUAAUAAAAGUAACACAUUUCAUUUAUAGUACGCAUUUGUUGAUGCAUUAAAGAAAAAUGCUUUUUAAUGCAUGGAAAGUGAUCGCAAAGCCAAUUCAAGCAUUAUUCUUGUCGUUUGCACACUCGAUACCGCUGAAGUUCUCUUAAAUUUAAGAGCAUUGUUAUGAUAAAUAUGUUUUGUUUGCAAGAUUAAGUGAAGGAUAAAUCCUGCAUUUUUACUUUAAGCAGUUUGAUCAAAAUGGGCCCAGAUUUCGACGGUUGAUUUUGGGCAGAUUAUUUGGCGUGUGCAUUUAGCAGCGUUGAGAGAUGUUGGUCAAAUGACUUAAGGUGGCUUUCCCCCACAUGUGUCACCAGCUUCUCUAAGAGGGACCACAUAGAUGUCUUAAUUCUGUCUUAAUGUGCUGCCCCCCUCCCUUUCUCUACCGUAUUACGUGUUACUUUAAGUCAAACAAGACUUCAGCUCAGUUUGAUCUGUUUCUCUCUAAGUGUCUGUUUGUUUCUUGUCCGUAUCGUGGAGUGGCUACUGGUUUUAGCCCAGUUUAAGAACGAGUUUCUCUGCGCUGUAGGAAACAAUUAGACCAACCUUUCUACUGUAAAUGUCUCCCUCCAUAAACAAUGUGUUUGUCCAUCAAUGCAAACUGGGGUCUGUUGAAUGAUUGUGAAAUUAGUUGCUGGACCACAUAUGUGUUAGAGGCUGUCGAAAAAAUCUUGACCAAUCGAAACACUGAGAUAAAUAAUGUAUGCUGAAUAUUUACUGUGAGCACAUACAGAGGCAGUUUAGUAAAUAAAUAAAAAAAGAGUGAAUAUGUUGUUUAAUUAUUGAACCUGUGGUCCUUCUAUCAUCUGUUUUUAUUUUGCAUUGCUGCAGUUGUAUUCAAUAAUCGAUGCUGCCUGCCUCUAACGUCGCUAAAGAUUUUCUGCAUUGUGAGAUGUUGUUCUGAAAUCACAGAUUCAAGAGGUGAUGUUGCACAACACACCUAAACAUAUUGAUAUUUCUUGCAUUGGAUGCUCACAGCUGGGCUUCUUGUUUUGCACGCUCAAAAGUGGAUAUUUUACCAAACGUUCAGUGGCACGAUGGAGCAGUGUUCAACAUUAUGUAUUUUUUGUACUGUAGUAUACACUGUACUUUUUACUGCUGAGCAAUAAAACAAAGA
Cyclopterus lumpus (lumpfish) is the source of this 4087-nucleotide messenger RNA. It is a transcript of the gene tmem108, whose product is annotated as transmembrane protein 108. The coding region runs from base 548 to 2164 and encodes 538 amino acids. The record is from RefSeq and is a predicted model, not a curated record. Lineage: Eukaryota; Metazoa; Chordata; Actinopteri; Perciformes; Cyclopteridae. Gene Ontology annotation, cellular component: endosome membrane; postsynaptic density; early endosome. The transcript is spliced from 5 exons. Gene Ontology annotation, biological process: retrograde axonal transport; postsynaptic density organization; dendrite extension.